UGGAAGAAGAAGAAGAUGAUGAUGAUGAUGAAGUCCGCGCACCGAGCCGGAUUGGUGCUCGCACAGCCAAUGACGACUCCCCGCGGGUGACUGGCCCCAGGCUUUGGAUUAUAUAUCGCGAGGAGGGUUUGGCGGAGAGGAGCUGUCAGAGCGUCGCCCUUGGUGCGGGAGGGACGCGCAAAGAGGCGCUGCCGGCGGCACGAACGCUCCCACGCUCAUCAAGCAACGGGGCCACCUCUCGGGGUCAAGUGGCUCGAGUCCCCAGCUAUUCUGGCGAAUCUCGUCACUUCAUAUUCUCGGCAGCUCAGCGGCUGCAGGAACUUACUUCGGAAUUUAUUUUUAGUUCAAUUGUUAUUUUUCUUUUGUUUUUGCAUUUCUGUCUCGCGGUGACAAUGGGGAAAAAAAGCGUGCGGCAGGUGGCGGUGAUUAAUCGCGUGGCGGCUUUUUAGUCUCUCCCUGGCUUUAACAUUUAAAUGCGCGACUCGGCUCGCUGCAGCGCGAAGUCGCGAGCUCUCAUUCCCGUUUGGAGUCGCGACGAGCAGUGGGAACGCCUCGUCUUGCCGGGCCUGUAAGAGAACAAAAUCACAACUCUUCCAGGUAUCGUAAUUCGGCAACAGUGCAGAGCGAACAGCAGCCGGGCGUCCCGGCGUUCCUUCCUGGGGCUCCACAAGUAACUCCAACGUCACGGACAAAACAAAUGUCGCGCAAAGGACAAUGAAGACGCAAACUGGAAGCGCCUUAGGCGAGCGGUCGCCACCGCCGCAGCCGCCGUUGCUGCUCUGGCUGCUGGCGCUGCUGCCGUUCGGCUCCGGGCAUCGGCAUCCGCCGCUCUGGGCAGGCGAGCGCGCCGCGCUGUGCGCCACCAGGGACUGCGUGUGCGCCGGCGAGAUCGUCGACUGCAGCGGCGCGAACCUCUCCUCGCUGCUGCCCCUCUCCGCGCCGGACUACGCCUCCGUCCUCGACCUGAGCCGCGGCCACUUCCCCGCCGUGUCCCGAGGCUGGCUGAGCGGCGCCCGGCGCCUGCGCUCGCUCUCGCUGCGCCACUGCGGCGUCCGGAACGUCUCCGCGUCCGCCUUCGAGGGCCUGGGCCGCCUCGCGCGCCUCGACCUGUCGUCCAACCGGCUGCGCACCGUGAGCCGCGCCGCGCUCGCGGGCCUCGCGUCGCUCGAGGAGCUGCUGCUCUACAACAACCGCAUCGCCGACGUCGAGGCGCUCGCGUUCGAGGGCGCGCGCUCCCUGCGCCGCGUGCUGCUCGCGCACAACGCCCUCGCCGCGUUCCCCGUGGACGCGUGGCCGCCCGGCGCGCUGGCGCGCGUGCACCUCCUCGACCUCUCCUACAACCGCAUCGAGGAGGUGCCCGUCGCGCGCGUCGGCUCGCUGCCCGCCGCGCUGCGCCAGAGCCUCCUCCUGCACGGCAACCCGCUGCGCUGCUCGUGCGCGCUCUACCUCAUGCUCAUGAGCUGGAUGAGGCGCGAGCUCACGUCCGUCCGGAGGCACCAGCGCGAGCUCACGUGCCGCCUGCCCCACGCGCGAGAGCCCAUCCGACUCUUCCAGGUGCAGGAGGACCUCAUGGGCUGCAGCCCCAACGCGUCGCUCCUCGUCAAGACCAAGUCGGAGUACAGCGCCAACGUGGGCGACACGCUGCUGCUGCAGUGCGACUCGCGCCUCGCCCUCGAGCCUAGCACCACCUUCGUGUGGCUGGACAAGGGCGGCGCGCGCCACGUGCACCCGCACCCUCGCCGCGUCGACAACGGGAGCUCGCCGCUCUACGUGCACGCCAAUGGCUCGCUCGAGAUCCGCGACUUCAACGCGAAGCUGGAGGGCACGUACGCGUGCCAGGCUCUCAACCUCGCGCUGGAGCUCAACGAGACGCUGUGGGUGAACGUGACGGUGGCGCCGCCCGCAGAGCCCUUCAACACCGCCUUCACCACCCUCAUCGCCUCCUCCGCAAUCCUCUUCGUAGUGCUCGUGUAUCUCUUCCUGCCGCCGUGCGACUGCCGCUGCCGCGGCCGGCGUUGCGGCGGCUGCUGCGGCUGCUGCCGCUACGUGGGGGUGCCCGGCUGUCAGGAGGAAGACGCGGCGAUGAGCAUGCGCGACUCGCAGGCGUCCAUCCUGAGCAACGCCACCAUGUCGCCACCGACGCCGCCGCCGCCUCCGCUGCAACAGCAGCAGCAGCUACAGAUGCAGCAGAAGCUGAAGCAGCAGCAGCAGCAGCAGCAGGUGGGGGAGGAAAGUAGAGCCGGGCAGCAGCUCAGGCGCAAGCUGAGCGGCGUCAAGCGCGUGUCGAUCAUGGAGCCCGAGGGGCAGGCGGCCAACAACGGGCGCGCGUGCGCGCUGCCGAUCGACUUCCACGAGGAGCACCUCCUCAAGAUCCUCAAGAUGAAGGCGGACUCGGAGUCCAACUGCUCCGUCUACUCCGACACGCCGAUCGUGUCGUUGUGAGGGCCGCAGAUGGGAGGGGGGGAGGCACGGGGGGGGGGCUCCCCCAACCCCCCAAGGGGGGGGGGAGUCAGCAAGUUCCAUCGCCACUCGCGAAGACGCUUCAGGAUGCAAGGCGGACGCGUUCACGAGCGGGUGAGGUCACUCGAUGUUCACGUGCGGGUGAGGUCACCCGAUGUUCACGUGCAGGUGAGGUCACCCGAUGUUCACGAGCGGGUGAGGUCACCCUGACGUUCACGUGCGGGUGAGGUCACCCUGACGUUCACGUGCGGGUGAGGUCACCCGCACGUUUAAUUCGCAGGCGUGUAUGCGGAGGCCGACAGCAGCGCGCGUCACGUGGCAGGCGUUCGUGCGCGCUGUCGUACGAUGGCGAGAAAACAAGUUUUGCUGGCUGGCUUGCUGGCUCGCGGGGCAGGCAAGUGUGUGCGGUGGUGACGUCAUGCCCCUUCCCCCCCCACCCCCCGUUACCAACUCUCCACCCCGCGUGUAUUCCCGCGCAAAUGCAUGGGCAGUGCGAAUCAAAAAUUUGAAUGGUUUGGAUUCGGAAGCAUUCAGGUGGUUCAGAGGUCAGAGCAUUUAGCUGACACCGUUGAUAUCCUGGGUUCAAAUCCAAUCUCUCAGCCUCUGCCCGAUCACCAAUGGCUGCACACGAAAAAAGCAUCACAUUUGGUUUUGCACUUGAUUCCACCAAAGUUCCAGCUCUGAGAAUCGUAAACUAAAAACUUUGGCUUGAUUGUCAUGCUGCCAUGUGACAACAUUUACUCUGCAUAGCAAUGUGGAUUGGGAAAGUGCUGCCACCCCCCCCCCCCCCCCCCCCCCGAGUCUGGAUAAGAGGUCACUUGAAAAUAUUUCAGAAGCGAUUCUGCGAUGUCUCCUUCUGCGGACCGCUCCCCAACGCUCGGCGAUGAUGUCCUGCUCUCCGAGAGUUCAUAAUGGAUGUUUCAUUUCCUGACAGAGAUUCCGAAGGUGCAAUUUGGGGAUGGCAUUGGGAGACCUUAUGCAAAAAUGUCUCCGAAUAAUUUAAAUUCAGAAGGAAAAAAUUGCGACAGCUCUCACCAACCAGGCCACUGCCCUGAAGUCCGAUUUAGUUUUUUUUGUUUGACGAGCCCCACUCGUCGCACGUAGCGUCGACGGCACGGGCUGCAAAAAUGCAGAUUAUUGACCUUGACUUCUUCACUUUACCGAUGCGAAGACGAUGGGAAAAGAAAAAAAAACCAGGGUCACGAGAAUGCAAAGAAACUAUUUUGUAUUUCACUUUCAAGGGUUCAAUUUAAAUCCGAGAUCAGCCCUAAAUAAAAUGCAGCCAAGCCGGACGUUGGCAAAAAUCAACGCCGCUGUUUGAGUGUUUCAUCCCACUUGAGACUCAGCUUGAGGCAUCCUUAAGAAGGAUGGAAUGAUGAGAGGUUGGGACCAAAUUUCAAUUCUGCAUCCGGUUUGUAUAUUGUGUGCUACUCUGAAGGGAUGAAAUGGGUUUUAUUCAAAACGUAAAGUGCUUCAGAGGCGAACGUAAACGAUGUUCCCGGAACACGACGGCAAUCGAAUAACCUCAUACAAGCCACCAGUGGGAGAGACACAAUUCUAACUCGUCCGCGUGAAAUUCCGCAAUUUUUUGCUGAACAUCUCUCAAUCGGCGUCGUUUUUUGAACAUCUCCCCCGUCAAAUUGUGACGACAUCAAUUCACGCGCAAGAGUUUUGUGCCUGCAUGAGAUCGGGGGGAAAGACCCACACAAAAAUUUGACGAAUUAUUUGGUGAUUAAUUUCGUAUUUUUCUUUUUUAACCUGCUAUGAAGAAGGGCCAUUGCUCAAAAUGUAACCUUGUUGUAUAAUGUGUUUUUUGUUUAAUUUAAGGCCACGCGGUGUCACUGUCAAAUUUAUUGAGUUUGGUUUUGAUUUGGUUCGUUAAGCUGAGACCGUGGCAUUGAGCACACGCACGCCGCCCAUCUCGACGUGAUCCCAGAUCAGCCCUCUGUCGCCCACCACUCGCGAGCGAAACGUUUGAACGCAAAGCGCCAUGCAGAAUGUUACAAGCGGGAAGAGGCAACACGACGCUAUUUAUACAAAGUCAACACGGAGGCUUCCGCAGCCAAGGCAAUGAUUCGUAGUUCACCGGGGGUCGCCAUUACGUCCCCUAACCAGAAAAUCAACUGUGAAUCAGAGCAUAACCUUGAUUAUUAUUCAAACUGACCAAGUAAGACAUCUGCAAGUCAGCCGAUGGCUUUCUAGCUUCCUAAACGGCAUCGGCACGAACAACGGCAGCAAGUGGCAUAUGCGGCGGAUACUUUGGUGAUGCACAAAUAGAAUAUUAAAAACUCUUCGGCAGUGUGUGGGGAACUGUGGUCGUCCAGAGCAGACCACGAAAUAUUGAACGACUCAGCGCCCGAGUCGCAUAUUGACGAAGGAAACAUCAUCAUCAUCACAGCGGUACACUCCGCUACUCUUGACGCGGGUAUCUGGGCUCAACCACGUGAAUGUAAUGAUCACAGUUGGUGCUCUACAUCAACGUAUCCCGUUUUUUUUUACGGCAAGGGUUCUGGACCCCUGUCUCCCUGCACCAUCUUCCUUAAACCCUUGGAGAAAAAACCCGUGAUUGAAGAGACACCUGCAUUUGCCACGACGCCUCUGCCGGCACACGUGGGCCCUGGGUGUAAAAUUGAAAUAUCCUCGUGCUUUGGGGGCCCCACUUACCCGUGGGCCGUGGUCGUGCAGCUGCACCGCCUGCACACUCGAGAGCUGCGUCACUGAUCCCAGUUGCACGUGCCGCUGUCACACCGCUUGAUAAGUUGUCACCCACGUGCUGCAGGAGCCAUAUACCCUCCCACACCCUCUUCCCCAAAGGGGACACAGUGAAAUGUCACUGCGCUCAGAAGAAAACUAAAAUAAACUUGACUUUGGGGAGUCAGUCGAGCUGCUCCGUGAAGGAGGGAAAGGAAUUAACAGCAGCACACAUUGGUGAUUGUUCAAUAAUCAUGAACCACGAAAAAUGUGAAAUUAAAUUAACUACACUUUUUUAUGGCAGUUUCCCAGUCGGUUAAACUAUCGUACGGUAUUAAAGAAAAAACAAUUCUGUGAAAACCUUCAGCAUGCAAAUCUACUCCUGUAAGGUUAUGAAUUACAAAUACUAAAAGAAAAACAAUAUUAUGCUAAAAGCAUCAUCGCUCAUGGUGUGAUGUGUAAUCUCAAGGUUACACGGUGAUAAAUAUUGUAAAAAUUAAAUCAAGCAUAUUCUGUAUAAAGAUAUUAUAUAUACAUUUUAUAUCUUACUGUUAUAUUAUACAUAUGAAGAUGUCAUGGGUCUUACUAUAUCCUGUAUAUGAAUGAUUUUGCAAGUUACCACUGUCAUAUGAACGCAAAUGAAAGUGCAUAAAAAAUUAAACGGAAUAAUUUUACUGGC
Messenger RNA from Petromyzon marinus (sea lamprey), 5830 nucleotides. Its product is annotated as amphoterin-induced protein 2-like. The record is from RefSeq and is a predicted model, not a curated record. NCBI's taxonomy places the organism in Eukaryota, Metazoa, Chordata, Hyperoartia, Petromyzontiformes, Petromyzontidae. Gene Ontology annotation, molecular function: protein binding.